AUGGUUAAAUAUUACGGUCAUCACUCUGCGAAGCAAUUUACAAGAGGUAAAUCUGUUCGUUUCGGAUACAAGGACUGGAUGUUGUGUAGCUCGGAUGAAUUCUGUUAUUUAUUCGAUACCUAUUGUGGAGCUAAACCGACAUCUGUUCAAGCACCAACUAAAAUUAAAACCUCGCUUCCACUAGGUUCACCAGUGGUCCUUGAUUUUGCGAAAAUAAUUGAUGCCCCAAGUGAUGAUGUCCUAUUUUUCGACAAUCAUUUUACAAGCCAUGAUCUUUUAAAUGUACUUAGAAAGAUUAUAAUACGAGCUACUGGAACUGUACGAGACAAUCGUACAAAGAAAGGUCUUCUUGUACCCGCCAAGACAAUAAAAAAAAAAAAGAGAAGACCGUGGUUUCUUUGA
Diorhabda sublineata is the source of this 402-nucleotide messenger RNA. Its product is annotated as piggyBac transposable element-derived protein 2-like. The record is from RefSeq and is a predicted model, not a curated record. Gene Ontology annotation, molecular function: sequence-specific DNA binding. Lineage: Eukaryota; Metazoa; Arthropoda; Insecta; Coleoptera; Chrysomelidae. The transcript has a single exon. The coding region runs from base 1 to 402 and encodes 133 amino acids.